Paramacrobiotus metropolitanus is the source of this 1183-nucleotide messenger RNA. RefSeq lists its product as uncharacterized. The coding region runs from base 101 to 943 and encodes 280 amino acids. The record is from RefSeq and is a predicted model, not a curated record. Gene Ontology annotation, molecular function: chitin binding. Gene Ontology annotation, cellular component: extracellular region. Lineage: Eukaryota; Metazoa; Tardigrada; Eutardigrada; Parachela; Macrobiotidae. The transcript has 2 exons.
UUGUAUAGCUUAUUAAAUUAAGCACCGCUGCUGUUCUGCGUCGCCUACCUCCACUUUAAAGAAUUACACUCUUUAGUGUAGUGAAAUCCUCCUAGUCAUCAUGAAAUUCCUGAUUGUGUUAGCCGUGGUUGUGGGCAUUGUAUCCUGCCAGAAAGGAGGCGCUCCGAAAACAGCGGCCAAGCCGAAGACCGCCGCCGCCGCCCCGAAAGCGGCCGCCAAGCCCGCCGCGAAAUCAGCGUCAUCCUCCGCGGGAGACAGCAGCAGCAGUGGCAAGUAUGUCUGGGAUUACCUGAAGCCGGCUCUGGAUGCCGCGGAAGUAGCCGCUAUCCUGCAGGCCAAAUCUGGCGACUAUCCGACACUGGCCGAGAUCCCCGAUGACAGCAGCUUCGACUGCAGCAGCAAGAAGCAGCCGGGUUUCUACGCCGAUGUGCCCAGCAAGUGUCAGGUAUUCCAUCGUUGCGAUGUCAACGGGAACAAGACCAGCUAUUUGUGCGUCAACAGCACCCUCUUCAACCAGAUCACCCUCGUCUGCGAUUACUUCUUCAACGUUGACUGCGAGAAAUUCGCCGAGCAGGAGGAUUUCGCCAACUCCCGACUGUACACUGACAAGGAUCUCUUCGACACUCCCCCGGCUGAUUAUGUUGCUCCUCAAAGCAAACCCGCAAAUGCUAGCGACAGCGGAGACGAGGCCGCGCAGUCCGGUGCUACCACCAAGAAGGCGGCCGGCGGUGCUACCACGAAGAAGCCGGCUGGUGGUGCGGCUACCACCAAGAAAGCGGCGGCCGGCGGCAAAGCGACCACCGCCGCGGCAGCCGAAGACACCACUUCCGCCGCCGGUGGCGAGGAUACCACUGCUGCUGGAGGUGAAGAUACCACUGCUGGAGGUGAAGACACAACCGCCGCCGCGGGAGGUGAGGACACGACAGCUGCUGCUAGCGAAUAAUUGAUAAAAAGAUCUCUGAUCCACACUACCAAAGCGUGAACCCGCUGAACAGCGGUCGCGUUUACACUGGACGGAAGCGGUUCCGUUUUCCGGGGAGCUUUCUCUUGCGCCUUUGUUGACCUUUGUUUAACAGCUUGCUUAGUUUCUGCUUUUCUCACUCUGAUUUAUUGUAAAAAUCAAAAUGUACAGCUCACACGCAUAACGCGCGAACCGAUGUGAAAAAUAAACAUCUGCGAUUGC